Prosopis cineraria is the source of this 2378-nucleotide messenger RNA. RefSeq lists its product as uncharacterized. The transcript is spliced from 12 exons. Lineage: Eukaryota; Viridiplantae; Streptophyta; Magnoliopsida; Fabales; Fabaceae. Bases 50 to 2041 code for a protein of 663 amino acids. Gene Ontology annotation, molecular function: GTP binding. The record is from RefSeq and is a predicted model, not a curated record. Gene Ontology annotation, cellular component: chloroplast.
UGCCUAACUUGCCGCCAAAUUUCUCUCUCUCUCAAUUCCAAUCUCUGCAAUGCUUCCUCUCCACCAGCUUCAUGCUCCCACGGCCAUUUCUUACACUCUCUCUAAAACCCUAAACCCCAUUUUCACUAUCCCCAUCACUCAUCCUCUCUUCCCUUCGACACUUCCUGUCCUUUCUCGGUCAAACUCCUCACUUUCUCACUGCGAUUCCUGGUUUAUCUCUCGCCGGAAUUUUUCCCCCUCCACGCCGCCGUGUUGUGCCAGUGAAUUCUCUGGCAGUAGCAGUACCGAUUCUGAACAGGAUGAAGAGGGGCGUGAGGAAUUUGAGGACAGAGACGAAGAAGAUUAUUCUGACACGAACAAUUAUGAUGUUGACGUCACCAUGCUUGAGGAAGAAGCCAAGGACGCAGUGCGAGAGUACUCUAACUAUCUGUCUCGCGUUUUGACUAUUGAAGAUGAGAAGGACGACCCCAAAGAAACAGCUCGGAAGAGGAUUAAAAGCAGAACAAGCAACGUCCCUGACAAUCUUCUCCCAAGGGUUGCAAUUGUUGGGAGGCCAAAUGUUGGCAAAUCAGCAUUGUUUAAUCGUCUUGUUGGGGGAAACAAGGCCAUUGUGGUGGAUGAACCUGGGGUUACUAGGGAUCGCUUAUAUGGUAGAUCAUUUUGGGGAGACCAUGAAUUCAUGGUAGUGGACACAGGUGGAGUUCUCACUGUUUCAAAAUCACAAGCUGGUGUUAUGGAAGAGCUGGCUAUUUCUACUACAGUUGGCAUGGAUGGUAUUCCACUUGCUUCCAGAGAGGCAGCCGUUGCCAGGAUGCCCUCAAUGAUUGAGAGACAGGCAGCUGCAGCUGUGGAAGAAUCAUCCGUUAUUAUUUUCCUGGUUGAUGGCCAGGCAGGCCUAAUGGCAGCCGAUGUGGAGAUUUCUGAUUGGUUACGUAAGAACUACUCCCAUAAAAGUGUCAUUCUUGCAGUUAACAAGUGCGAGUCUCCACGGAAAGGAAUUAUUCAGGCAUCUGAGUUUUGGUCCCUCGGGUUUGAACCAAUUCCUGUGUCAGCUAUAUCAGGGACAGGAACUGGAGUGCUUCUUGACCUUGUAUGUUCGGGGCUAGAGAAAAUUGAGGAAUCAGAAAAUCUUGAUGAAGAAGAUUAUGUUCCCGCAAUAUCAAUUGUGGGUAGACCUAAUGUUGGCAAAAGUAGUAUUUUGAAUGCAUUAAUGGGUGAGGACAGAACAAUAGUCAGUCCCGUCAGUGGCACCACACGUGAUGCUAUAGAUACUGAAUUUACUGGAGCAGAUGGCCAGAAGUUUUGCCUUAUUGAUACGGCUGGAAUCAGGAAAAGGGCAGCGGUAGCCUCAGCAGGCAGUGUGACAGAGGCUCUGUCAGUGAAUCGAGCAUUUCGUGCUAUUCACCGUUCUGAUGUUGUUGCUCUUGUCAUUGAGGCUAUGGCUUGUAUCACAGAACAGGACUGCAAGAUAGCUGAGAGGAUAGAAAGAGAAGGGAAAGGUUGUGUGAUAGUUGUGAACAAGUGGGAUACGAUACCAAAUAAAAACCAGCAAACUGCAACAUACUAUGAAGAAGAUGUCAGAGAGAAGCUCCGUUUACUUAACUGGGCUCCCAUCGUCUAUUCCACUGCAAUAGCUGGUCAAAGUGUUGACAAGAUUAUUGUAGCUGCUAGUGCAGUUGAAAAGGAGAGAUCGAGACGACUUGGUACUUCUAUUCUGAAUCAAGUAGUGCGGGAAGCAGUGGCUUUUAAACCACCUCCCAGGACACGAGGGGGAAAAAGGGGGAGAAUUUACUAUUGCACUCAGGCUGCGAUAAGGCCACCUGCAUUUGUUUUCUUUGUGAAUGAUGCAAAACUUUUUCCCGAGACUUACCGCCGAUAUAUGGAGAAGCAACUGCGUACAGAUGCUGGUUUUUCAGGUACACCUAUUCGGCUUCUGUGGCGUAGCAGAAGGAAAGCGGGAAAAGAUGAAGGUAAAAAUGAAACAAGAGUACAAGCAAACCUUUCAUCACGCGAUCGAAAAUUGAUAUCAUCUACACUGUAGGACCAGUCAUGGCAGAAAUGGCUUGGCUUUCUGUCUGUAUUGAAAGAGAAUGGGUCCAUUUUGAGGGGUCACUGAAUAGUGAAUACUCGGUACAGCUAAGCGGCUUGCUUAGUGAAAGCUCGACAAGGACUUGAUUAGUGCCCCAAUUUUGGAUAAGAAUUUGGUCGUUCCUUUCAGGGAGGGAUUUUGAUGGUUUUGUAAUUUGCAUUAUAAGCAACCCUUGAAGUUAUACGGUUCCAGCGCAUUCAGUGCAAAUAGCUUCGUUGUAAAUUUAGGCAAAAGAAUUAUAAAGAGGUCUUGAAUAAAAAAAUCAAUUAUUUUUUCGGUGUAUUGACAA